UUUUCCAAUUCCAUUCUCCAUGCUUUGAUUGAAUCCAUAAUAAAACUGGUUUCUCCAUUCCCAUCAACCUUUGCUUUCUUUCCUCUAGUUUUCUUCAAAACCCACAAAUUCUCAAACUGCCAAACAAACAAACACACGCAUAUAAACACCAAUUCCCCCCUUCCCUUUGCUUUCCCUCCAUACACUUUCCACAGAGGGAAAAGCAAAUUAAGAAACCAUGGCAGUCUGUACAGUUCACACGGCCCAGUCCCUCAACUCUCCUUCCUCCAUCUCCCACCUCGGCUUCUCCCACCAAAUUAAGCACCAGGUCUUCUUCUACCGGAGGAGCAGCGGUGCCUCCUCGAGAGGCAGCCGCUCCCUCAUGGUCCAGUGCUCGGCCGGGGACACGGUAGUGAUCGGUCUUGCAGCCGACUCGGGAUGCGGGAAGAGCACCUUCAUGAGGCGGCUCACGAGCGUGUUCGGCGGCGCUGCCGAGCCCCCCAAGGGCGGGAACCCCGACUCCAACACCCUCAUCAGCGACACCACCACCGUGAUCUGCCUCGAUGACUACCACUCCCUCGACAGGACCGGGAGGAAGGAGAAAGGGGUCACUGCGCUCGACCCCAGGGCUAACAACUUCGACCUGAUGUACGAGCAGGUUAAGGCUAUCAAGGAAGGGAAGGCCGUGGAUAAGCCCAUCUACAACCACGUCACCGGGCUGCUGGACCCCCCGGAGCUCAUCCAGCCCCCCAAGAUCCUCGUCAUCGAAGGGCUUCACCCAAUGUUUGACCAGCGUGUAAGGGAUCUCUUGGACUUCAGUAUCUACUUGGACAUCAGCAAUGAGGUCAAGUUCGCAUGGAAAAUUCAGAGGGAUAUGGCUGAGAGAGGACACUCCCUUGAAAGCAUCAAGGCUAGCAUUGAAGCCAGAAAGCCCGACUUCGAUGCCUAUAUUGACCCACAGAAGCAGUAUGCAGAUGCAGUGAUAGAAGUGCUGCCAACACAGCUGAUACCGGACGACAAUGAAGGGAAGGUGUUGAGGGUUAGGCUUAUAAUGAAGGAAGGUGUAAAGCACUUCAAGCCCGUUUACCUGUUUGACGAGGGCUCCACCAUCUCAUGGAUCCCCUGUGGUAGGAAGCUCACCUGCUCUUACCCCGGCAUCAAGUUCGCCUAUGGCCCUGAGUCUUACUUCGGUCAUGAGGUCUCUGUGUUGGAGAUGGACGGGCAGUUUGACAGAUUAGACGAGCUCAUCUACGUUGAGAGCCACCUGAGCAACCUCUCCGCAAAAUUUUACGGAGAGGUCACUCAGCAGAUGCUGAAGCAUUCCGAUUUCCCGGGCAGCAACAAUGGCACUGGCCUCUUCCAGACUAUAGUUGGGCUGAAGAUCAGAGACCUCUACGAGCAGAUUGCUGCUGAGAAAUCUUCUGCCCCAUUGGAAGCUACCAAAGCCUGAAGAAACCCCUCAAGACAAACCGUUUUCACUUUUGCAAUAUUUUUUCCACAUCAUGGUCCGAAGUUCUCGCUCUGGUGUGGGGCUGUUCUUCGAUAAGAAUGAGCAACACCCAGAUGUGUAUUUAAUUCUCUGUUGAUUAUUCGAUGAAGAUUUGUAACAUAGAGAACAAUAACAGAAGAUCAAGGUUCAGUGCAGAAAUUGAUCCAAGAUUGUAUUUAGUUGUCACCCUUUGACUUGAUCUUCUUAGGAUGUCA
This is a messenger RNA of Punica granatum (pomegranate), 1683 nucleotides long. NCBI's taxonomy places the organism in Eukaryota, Viridiplantae, Streptophyta, Magnoliopsida, Myrtales, Lythraceae. The record is from RefSeq and is a predicted model, not a curated record.